AGUUGGCUUUUUUCUCUUGCUCACAGCUUUCACACAAUCAACUGCAACGCAGAGGCCAUCGGGUUCUUGACAUAAUGCACUUGAUGCAUGUUUCUGUCAGAUGUUUUGCUCCUUGGACAUGGUUUUCACUAAAGACUGUAGAAUUUCAGUGGUGCUCAGAAGUUUGAUAUUCUCCAUGGACCUGGAACAGAUUAUUCAGGAAACCCUGGACCUCUUCUGCAGCUCCUCUGAACAGACCUACCAGGAGUUUCUGGGCUCCUUCACCCACCUGUCACCAGUAAUUUGUCCCACAUGCACAGGAAGCAAUGAGCUGACUUCAGUAUCUGAUGAGGUGCAUCAAGCAGCCCAUGUUAGCUCAGAAGACGAGGAUGAGAAGGCAACACCUGACGUGAGAACAAGAACACCCCCUUGCCACGCAGAGCGCCUUGAAGAUAAAGAGGAGUUUGUGCUGGAUGCAGGCGUUAGGAUGGGAAGUGUACACAGUGGAGAGCUGAGCCUGGCUGGAAAGCUAAAGCUGGAUAACUACCUGGAAUCUGUGCAUCUUAGCAGUGAUGAAGAAAGUGACCUGACAAUAGGAACAGCUCAGGGAACACUUCCUGGAGAAGCAGAGGAAGAGGUGCCAUCUUAUGUACCAUCGUUUCUACGCCACACCCAGCUGAAGUGCAGGACAGGGAAACAGCAGCUCCAGGGCUCAAGCUCCAAGUGUGAGGUGGUGACAGAGGUGGUCCCUUUCUCUUUAGAUGAGAACUUUGACUACGAUUAUGUUGUGCUUUCACACAAAUUCCUCCAACCUGAGGCACCAGCCCACGGUCCAAGAUGAUGCAGGUUGUAGUGGCAGCUGUACUGGGCAAGGAACAAGCUGUAAUGACAUUGGGGGAGACGAUUGCUUUACACUACAAGAAUCCAGGAGUCAGCAGGCAUCAAGCAGCUAACAUCCAAGAGCCUUGCUUUGAGACACUUCCUGAAGAGACACCAAAGGCUCAGGAUCCUUAAGCCUGACCCAGUUACCUAGUACCAGUUUUAACUCAGGGCUUUUCUUUGGAUCUCCUUCAUUACAAGGAAAUGUGCUGCUUGGCCAGUGGGGGCGAACACAAGUCUGGAGCUUUAUUGGCAGUUGGAGUUCAAACAGACGAGCACAUUCUAAAAUUCUCAUAUUUGCUAAUUUCCAAUUGUUUUUUAAGCCAUUGUAUGCCAAGAAAACAUAAUUGUAAUACAUUUUUCACUCUAUUCCAGCACAUCUGGUGUUUUGAUCUGUUGUUUUUUAUAUGAAUCUAUAUUUGCAAGUAAUUGAAAAGCUUUAAAAGUAGAUAUAUGAAUUCAGGAGCCUCACAGUACUGUGAUAAUCCAGGAUGAAAAAAUUCCCUGACACGUGGUAGUACCGCCAUCAGAGAACACACCAUGAAUAACAUUGCCACAAUCUAAUGGCUUGUACAUAAAUACAGAAAGACGGCUUGCAAGCUCAGUCUUCCUGCAGUGCUUUUAUGAUGCUUUGGCAGUGGAUAUUUAGUUAACUGCGUUAAUUGUUAAUGUCAGUCAGGUCCUAUAAUAAGAAAUCAAAUUAAUGACAUAUAAAAAUAUACAAUGCUAGAGAACAUGUCUUAGUUUAAAUCACUAUACACGUGUAUUCCUUUCUAUUUGAAAUAAUUGCUUUUAAAACCACUUCACAUGGAAUACAUUCAUUUUUGUAUGCAGCGCUGUGUGCAAGCAUGCCAUAAUUACCUACCCAUUUCUGGGCCACCGUUAUGCAAACAGCUCCGUUUCUUUCUUUCCAUUUGUGUCAAAACAUUAUGAAAACACUAAAGAGAUGUGGACAAGAAAAACACAGCAGGCAUUUCCUGAGGUCUUUCUUUCACAUAUUUUCAACGCUAUACCAAAAGCAUCACACACUGCUCCACAUUCCCUUUUUUCUUCUGCUUCUCUCCACUUUUUUACUGUCACUGAAACUAUGUCUUAUUAAGUCAUUGAAAUUGCAAUAACUUAAUUUAGUGACAAAAUAUUUUUUCCUUUAUUUUUGUCUGCCAUCUUCUAACAUUUCUUGUGGAGAUGAAGGACAUGAUAUUAAUUAAAGAUUAGAAAAGAGUAAACAGAUUAUAUCAUGGUACUACAGAGUCUGUCCGGUUUUUGAAUGAAUCUGUGUUUCUACUAAUGUAGGUUUGUGAAGGUGCAGUUGAUUGCUGGAAAGACAUUAAUCAAGCUGGGUCUCUGAAAACGUGCAGUUUUCCUUCACACUGUUUUGUGCUAUUUGUGUGAUGAUGUGGUCCUGGUUUCCUAUUAUCACACUGUGUGUUUGCCACAUGCUUUUGUUUUUGUUUCAACAUGUAAGACACUAGGCCAGCACAGUGGCACAGUGGUCAGUAUUGUUAGAAGAACAAUGUUCUCAUAAAAGUAAAUUUUAUCAAUUUUAAGUCAUUUUUAAUGUACUGAGAAUAAAUGUUUAUCUUUCCACCUUAGAUAAUAAGAAACCCAAGAUUGAUUGCGAUUUCUUGCAUAUUAUCCAUCUUAUCAUUUAUUGUAGUGUUGUUUUGGAUAGCUUGGGAUGAAGAGUCUGUUGUCAUAGUAUGGUUUUGAAAUCUAGAAAGUCAAGAGCAGAGGUCAACUUGAGUUGUGAACUGAACCCAAAACAAAGGAGCAAAGGGGGAAAUUGCACACAUCCAAUUAAAAAGGAAUAUUGAUAAAAAUACAAUUUAUUUUUGUAUAUUGUGCAACUUUUUUUAUCGUCAAAAGAAAACAGUUGCAUAAUGAGGAUGUGUUAACAAAGGCUAGGAUUUGGCUCAUUUCAUAGCAGGAAUUUCAGGGAAAAGAACAUUUUUGCCCCCUCUCCAGCUGGCAGUAAAAACUUUUGUAUUCAGGGGAAAACAGGGAUGUUUGGGAUUAAAAAUGUCAAAAGGCAGUUGAUAUCAGGCAGUGGAAUAAACACACGAAACUCUGAAGUUUUGAACACUGGGUUGUUUGUGUCUAGAGUCAGUGGGGCAGGCCAGCCAUUUAUGGCUUGAACAACAACAGGUGGAAUCCCCCGCUGCCUUCUGAUCGUCUCUCAGAUACUGCCUGCUGGCACCUCACCCCGCUGCCACGGUCCGACCGCAGCCCUUCAGUUAGCAGAGCCGCAGAGAGGUGGGGAGAGAUAGGAAGGGCAAUCCUGCUCGCAGGUGCUCUGUUGUGGGAUAGAGACGGUUGCCACAGGUGACAAUAAAGCACAUCUGAAGUAUAUUGUUGCUUUGAGAAUAUACAAUAUGGCACACGUGUCUGCUGUAUAAAAGAAAUUCAAAGGCUGCAGCAGAAGAUAAUACCUUGACUGAUUCGGAUGAUGAUGCAGGGUCAAAAUGCAAAGAUCAAAUCAUCUUUAUCUUUGAAGUACUGUCCCUGGAAGUCUGUGCUUUAUAACUCUUAUGCACCUAAUGAUUUAGUCAGACAGACAGAAAAUAAAUGUUUAUAAAUGUUAUGCAAUUUAUGCAACAUUCCAGCAAGCUUAAUAUUAAAUGUACUGUAUGAAUUGGAUGUGAAAUCUUGAGUGUCCUACCUUUUGCUUUAUGUUGUUUUAUUGGUUAGUUUCUAUGCACAUGAUUUAUAAUUAAAGGAAUUCUUGAAUGAAUUUUAUUUUA
Molecule: messenger RNA, 3599 nt
Organism: Lepisosteus oculatus (spotted gar)
Lineage: Eukaryota; Metazoa; Chordata; Actinopteri; Semionotiformes; Lepisosteidae
Source: RefSeq, a predicted model, not a curated record